AUGGCAAAGGCAUACACGCAGGAUGAUUUCGAUGAGUUAAUGGGAAAGGUUCAAAAGGUAGAUAUGCGCGUGGCAGAGUAUUUGGAAUCGGCUGGUAGAGAAAAGUGGGCUAGAUUGUAUGCAUCUGUUAACCGAGGGUGGACAAUGACUUCUAACAUAGCAGAGUGCAUUAACCGACAUCUUCUAGCAGCUAGAGAACUGCCUAUACAUGACUUUCUCGAAGAAGUUAGAAGGAUGUUUGGGAGAUGGAAUUAUAAUAACCGGAGAAAUGGAACAUACAUGUUCACUACACUCGUUAGUGUUAAUGUAGAACCGUCAACAGAAUUCGUGUACACAGUACAUGAUGGAGGACGACGAUUCAUUCUUAAUUUGAAUAGCAAAACUUGCAGUUGUCGUAUGUUUCAACUAGAUGAAAUCCCCUGCCCGCAUGCAUGGGCUGUCAUUAAAAAGAAAAAUAUGGUUGCUGAGGAUUAUUGCUCUGAUUUGUUCAAACCGGCGACCGUGUUGAAGACAUAUGAUGUACCUGUGGAUCCUUUACCCGACGAGCGUGAAUGGAACAUUCCUAACCACAUCUUGGAGGAUGUGGUUUUGCCCCCAAGAUACAAGAGACCGCCUGGUAGGCCAAAGAAGAGGCGUGAUAAGCCUUUAAGUGAAUUGUUGUUUGGAAAGGGCAGACAUGCUUGCACUACUUGUGGACAAGCUGGGCACAACAGACGUUCAUGUAGUUUUGAACCUCUGAGGAAGUGA
Messenger RNA from Lycium barbarum (goji berry), 747 nucleotides. RefSeq lists its product as uncharacterized. The record is from RefSeq and is a predicted model, not a curated record. Bases 1 to 747 code for a protein of 248 amino acids. Gene Ontology annotation, molecular function: nucleic acid binding; zinc ion binding. The transcript has 3 exons. Lineage: Eukaryota; Viridiplantae; Streptophyta; Magnoliopsida; Solanales; Solanaceae.